UAGUUAUCUCAAAAGUAAACAUUGAUAUAUCUGAUAUAUAUAAUAAUGAUACUAUCUCCGUGUAGAAAGUUUUAAUCAUAAUGAUAAUUUCAUCUCAUUUUCGAUUACUUUAUUCAGCAUAAAUGUAACUUCCAAACAUGGAUUUAUUCAUUAAAACUCAUAUGAUUUGUACUGGGAAAUUAUUCAGCACAGCAGGCAUAUUGUAUGCAUGUGUUUUGUUUCUGGUUCCAGGAAGUGUUCUAGCUAAGGAUUGCCUAGGGAGAGACCAGUGCUCGUGCGCGUUCGAUGAUGACGGAAGUUUGAUUGUUUUAAAUAGUUUAGGAAAUUCUGACCUGACCCCACGUUUUCAAGACGUAAGUUCUUCAGAUGGAAGUACCUACUCCUACAAUCCUUGUUAUCCAUUUACAGAAGGUACCAGUAGUUGUACUCAAGCUGCGGCGUGUAUAACGUCUGUUGGUCAGACAGAAUCUAUCGGUGAUGCACAGAGCGCCAAAUUUGCUUACUCCGAGGAUAAUGAUGAUUUAGAAUUAGGUUAUACCUCAGGCUCUGGUCUUCUCACUAUAACUCAGGUGAAGCUAAAAUGUGACCAGCAUGCAUGUCAACCAUCACUAACUGCUGAAGGAAAUCAAGGUCUGAAUCAAUAUGCGUUGACAUUAACAACUGUUUGCGCAUGCCCGAAUGGAUGCAAUGAGGAUGGUCCCAUAAACUGCACUCCUGGAAGCAGUUCUGGGGGAAUAGGAGGAGGUGCCGUAGUUCUUAUUAUAUUUUUCGCCUUUUUGUUCAUAUAUUUCGUCGGUGGCACAGUGUUUCUUGCAGUUGGUAGAAAAGCUCGAGGUAAAGAAAUGGUACCAAAUGUUACGUUCUGGAGCAGUUUGCCAGGAUUAGUCAAGGACGGUGUCUUGUUCACAUUAUCACCAGUGCUUGGGAAGAGAUCCGGCUAUGUCAGCAAAUAGUUGUUCAACCAAAAGAAAUUCAUAUUUUACGUGAAAGCGUGAUCGAAAAUUAAACUAAAUUGUGAAUUUUAAUGUUGCUGUCAAAAUGCUUAAAAUUUGUAAAUAACUCGAACUUGAUAAAUGGCGAACUCUUAAAAAUGUAAAGUGACAAUACUUGUUUGAUAAUCGUUUCGUGAUAUACACAUUUAAUUUUCGUUGAAUG
Molecule: messenger RNA, 1155 nt
Organism: Ruditapes philippinarum (Manila clam)
Lineage: Eukaryota; Metazoa; Mollusca; Bivalvia; Venerida; Veneridae
Exons: 7
Coding region: 138-953 (271 amino acids)
Cellular component (GO): trans-Golgi network
Source: RefSeq, a predicted model, not a curated record